AUGCUUGUCAAACUAUUCUCAUUCAUCUUGACGGUUCCUUCGCUCUUGGCUGUGUUCUUAAUUGUUCAAUACUUUCCAGUAAAUUCGAACGCCAGCUCACUUCGUCUUGGAGCAGCCUCGAACCAUCAUGUUAUACCUCCAUCAAGUCCGGUUACUCUCGCUAAAACAACGGAAUGGAUAUCGGUUCAGCGUCAACGCACUGUUCAAGACGAAUUAUCUCAAGUGUUCACCACAACAUCUGUCACUGGAAACUCUCACAAGGGAAGAAAAGGAACGGGUGAUUCAUGCAUUGGAUCUAUAUGCGGUCUUAGCCUCUUCUUUUCAUCUAUUGAUAAGUAG
Plasmopara halstedii is the source of this 339-nucleotide messenger RNA. RefSeq lists its product as uncharacterized. The record is from RefSeq and is a predicted model, not a curated record. Lineage: Eukaryota; Oomycota; Peronosporomycetes; Peronosporales; Peronosporaceae. The transcript is spliced from 2 exons. The coding region runs from base 1 to 339 and encodes 112 amino acids.